AUGUUACUCUAUUCUUCACCAUCUUUUAAUUCCUUUCUUUUUAAUUCCAAUUUCAGCUCCAAUUUAAUAUCGAAAAAGCACAAAUCGCAAAAAUCCUUUACUCAAAUUCUCCGAGUUGUUAACAACAACGAUGUGGACGCGUUUACAGAGAAGUCCGGUUACUUAUUCAAGCUUAGUAGCAGUGAAGCGGAUUCUUUAAAUGAUUACGAUAUUAAAAAGAUUGGAGCAAUUUAUAAGAGAAAACCGUUGAUUUUGCUCCGCAGAUUGUUUCAAAUUGGUUCUACUUUCGGCAGGUGGUUUGCGGCUCGAUACAUUGAUAGUAUUACAGAGAAAUCUGAUCAAAUGUUCAAGAUUAGAGCUGCUGAGCUUCGGAAGAUAUUGCUUGAACUUGGACCGGCUUACAUAAAAAUUGCUCAGGCUGUUUCGUCAAGACCUGAUUUGAUACCACCAUCAUAUCUGGAUGAACUAUCCCUGUUGCAAGAUAGAAUAGCUCCAUUUUCGACAGAAGUUGCUUUAAAUACAAUAGAACAGGAACUCGGAUUACCAAUAGACAUGCUUUUCUCUGAGAUUUCACCGGAGCCUAUAGCUGCGGCAUCUCUUGGACAGGUGUACCAAGCAAGGCUUCGCAGUAACGGACAAGUUGUUGCUGUUAAAGUUCAGAGGCCAGGAGUUCAAGCUGCUAUUUCCCUAGACAUACUGAUAUUGCGUUUUAUUGCAGGAGUGGUAAAGAAAGCAGGAAGAUUAAAUUCUGAUCUUAAGCUGUAUGGUGGUAUACAAGAUGUCUUGGUUCCAGAUAUGUAUGUGGAGAACACAACUCGUAGGGUCCUUGUAAUGGGAUGGGUUGAGGGGAAAAAGUUGUCUGAAGUGAAGGAUCUUUACUUGGUUGAGGUAGGAGUUUACUGCUCGUUCAACCAACUUCUGGAGUAUGGAUUCUAUCAUGCUGAUCCACAUCCUGGAAACCUUCUUCGAACAUACGAUGGGAAAUUAGCUUAUAUAGAUUUUGGUAUGAUGGGUGAAUUUAAACAAGAGUUCCGUGAUGGAUUUAUUGAAGCUUGUCUCCAUCUUGUAAACCGUGAUUAUGAUGCACUGUCCAAGGAUUUUGUGACACUUGGGCUUCUUCCGCCAACUGCGGAUAAGGAGGAGGUUACAAAGGCUUUAACAGGUGUCUUCCAAAAUGCUGUUGCUAAAGGAGUCCGCAAUAUAAGUUUUGGAGACCUUUUGGGAGAUUUGGGAACUACCAUUCUUGCUGUUUUGGAAGGCAUUGCUAUUGGUUUUGAUCCAAAUUACAAAGUUUUGGGUAGUACAUACCCUUGGAUUGCUAGAAAAGUACUGACUGAUAGCUCACCGCAGUUGAGGUCAUCUUUGCAAGCUCUUCUUUAUGAGGAAGGUGUUUUCAGAAUAGAUCGUCUAGAGUCGCUGCUUUCAGAGUCCCUUCGUGCCAAAACAGAGAAGGCCUUGGUUCAAAGCCAAUUAGAGGACAAGGAUUCCAAAGAGGCCAUCAAGCAAAUCCUUUCCUUCACAUUAACCGAGAAGGGUGCCUUUGUGAGGGAAAUACUCCUUCAAGAAAUUGCCAAGGCAAGUGUUCUGGGUUUGGAUGCAUUUGGGCUAGCAACUCUUGAUUCUGUAACUUCUGUGGCUAACGCAAGCAUUCCUUUUGCUGCUUCCUCUUCUUCCUCUUCAAUGACUAACGAAGACAUGAUGAACUUGAGGACCUUGCGCCGCCUUAUGUUACUCAUUUCAGGUUUCCAAAGGAAUGCAGACUCCCCUAUGGAAGUUAGAAGGACCACCCCAAACAAGAAUCAAAACACGUACCCAGAGGAAGCAUCACUUAUCUUCUAUCAAUUUCCAUCAAUUCAAGAGAUUCUGCCCAUUGUUUCUGUUAUCCCUGAGCUCCCACCAGAAUUGCAACAGCAGUUACUUCUCUUGCCAGCUGAUCUGGCUGGAAGGUUGAUUUCCCGUGCCACUGCUAGGACCAUCAGGAGAGUGUUUCUUUGA
Molecule: messenger RNA, 1995 nt
Organism: Dovyalis caffra
Lineage: Eukaryota; Viridiplantae; Streptophyta; Magnoliopsida; Malpighiales; Salicaceae
Source: the annotation of a GenBank genome assembly